Messenger RNA from Exophiala aquamarina CBS 119918, 1599 nucleotides. Its product is annotated as ATP-dependent RNA helicase dbp2. The transcript is spliced from 5 exons. Lineage: Eukaryota; Fungi; Ascomycota; Eurotiomycetes; Chaetothyriales; Herpotrichiellaceae. The record is from RefSeq and is a predicted model, not a curated record. Bases 1 to 1599 code for a protein of 532 amino acids. Gene Ontology annotation, cellular component: ribonucleoprotein complex; cytoplasm; nucleus. Gene Ontology annotation, biological process: rRNA processing. Gene Ontology annotation, molecular function: RNA helicase activity; ATP binding; RNA binding.
AUGUCUUACGGUGGUGGCUACGGCUCCCGUGGCGGCGACUACAAUGGAAAUUCUAACGGAUAUGGCGGUGGCAACUCUAAUGGCUACUCCAACGGUUACUCUAGCGGCUACGGCGGUUCCAAUGGAUACUCUGGCGGCGGCGGUGGAGACAAAAUGUCCAACCUGGGCGCAGGCUUGAAGCAACAAACCUGGGAUCUCGCAACCAUGCCCAAAUUCGAAAAAUCGUUCUACAAGGAAGAUCCCGCAGUCACUUCUCGUUCCCAGCGUGAUGUGGACGAAUUUCGCAGAAAGUUUGAGAUCUCCGUUCAAGGCACCAAAGUUCCCCGCCCCGUUGAAAAUUUUGAUGAGGCUGGUUUCCCGGCCUACGUGAUGUCAGAAGUGAAGGCUCAAGGAUUCCCUCGCCCUACUGCGAUUCAGUCUCAAGGUUGGCCCAUGGCCUUGUCCGGACGUGAUGUUGUCGGUAUUGCCGAAACCGGUUCUGGAAAAACCCUGACGUACUGUCUCCCUGCCAUCGUCCACAUCAACGCCCAACCUCUCUUAGCCCCUGGUGAUGGUCCAAUCGUCCUUGUUUUGGCACCGACCCGAGAACUCGCAGUUCAAAUCCAACAGGAAAUUACCAAAUUCGGCAAAUCUUCUCGCAUUAGGAAUACUUGUGUCUAUGGUGGUGUUCCAAAAGGUGGUCAGAUCCGCGAUCUCAGUAGGGGUGUGGAAGUCUGCAUCGCUACUCCUGGACGUCUCAUUGACAUGCUUGAAUCUGGAAAGACCAACCUCCGUCGGGUCACCUACCUUGUUCUCGAUGAGGCUGAUCGUAUGUUGGACAUGGGUUUCGAGCCUCAAAUUCGAAAAAUCAUUGGUCAGAUUCGCCCUGACCGUCAAACUUGCAUGUGGUCAGCAACAUGGCCCAAAGAAGUGCGUCAACUGGCAUCCGACUAUCUCAACGACUUCAUUCAGGUCAACAUUGGCUCGUUAGAUCUCUCUGCGAAUCAUCGCAUUACUCAAAUCGUGGAAGUCGUUUCCGAAUUUGAAAAGAGAGAUCGCAUGACCAAACAUCUCGAGCAGAUCAUGGAGGAUCGCAGCAAUAAGAUCCUAAUUUUCACCGGAACAAAGCGCGUUGCGGACGACAUCACAAGAUUCCUUCGUCAAGAUGGUUGGCCAGCACUUUCAAUUCAUGGUGACAAGCAACAGAACGAACGUGACUGGGUCCUGAACGAAUUCAAGACUGGCAAGAGCCCAAUCAUGGUUGCUACGGACGUCGCGUCUCGUGGUAUUGAUGUUCGCGAUAUUACUCAUGUGUUCAACUAUGACUACCCAAACAACUCAGAGGACUACGUUCACCGAAUUGGUCGAACUGGUCGAGCGGGCCGCAAGGGGACUGCGAUCACUUUGUUCACCACUGAGAAUGCCAAACAAGCUCGUGAUUUGGUCAGUGUUCUACAGGAGUCCAAGCAGGCCAUCGACCCUCGUCUCGCGGAGAUGGGCCGCUACUCAGGUGGUGGCGGUGGUCGCGGCUACGGCGGUCGCGGCGGUCACCGCGGUGGCCGUGGUGGUGGUGGAUUCACUGCCAGCAAUUCUGCUCCCCUCGGCCGCAGCCGGUGGUAA